Pipra filicauda (Wire-tailed manakin) is the source of this 8393-nucleotide messenger RNA. It is a transcript of the gene FOXB2, whose product is annotated as forkhead box B2. The record is from RefSeq and is a predicted model, not a curated record. NCBI's taxonomy places the organism in Eukaryota, Metazoa, Chordata, Aves, Passeriformes, Pipridae. Gene Ontology annotation, biological process: anatomical structure morphogenesis; cell differentiation; regulation of transcription by RNA polymerase II. Bases 608 to 1633 code for a protein of 341 amino acids. Gene Ontology annotation, molecular function: DNA-binding transcription factor activity, RNA polymerase II-specific; RNA polymerase II cis-regulatory region sequence-specific DNA binding. The transcript has a single exon.
CAAAACUGCGCUGGAGCGCGCAAGCCCCGCCACAGCCACGGCCGCCGCCUCGCUCGCCUCCUCUCCCUGACGGCUCCUGGCGCUGGCCUCCGCCGCAAACUUUUCACCGGACUGAGCGGUGAGAGGGACAUUUAUAUUUCCUUCCUCCGCAUCUCUGUAGAGGUCCGGGGUAAUUUCAUGCUCAUGUCUGAGGAGCACCAACUCCAGUAGAGUGUGUCAGGCAGCAGUGGGGAAGUCCAGGAGGCUCAGUGGCCUCCAGGAGGAAAGCGGGGACGCCAGCGGGGGCAGGGACCGGGCUCGGCCCCGUAGCCCCUGAGACUCCGCGGCCUGGGCAGCAGCUGUGUCUCCCGCAGGCAGCGGCGCGGCGAGGCAAGCGCAUCCCGCGGGGUGAGGCUGCUGGAAGGAGCCGUGUGCGAGCCCGCCGGCCGGCUGCGAGGCGGUCACGAUCGCCUGUGGCCCGUGGAGGUGGCGCCCAGGAUGUAGAAACGGUGACUGGGCAGAGCAGCGCCGUUCCCCGCAUCCCGAGUCCGCCGUGCACGACACUUAGUGGUACCCGCCUUGGCGCGGUGGGAUCGUGCGGCCGCGGGAGGACUGUGGCGGGGCGGCGAUGCCCAGGCCGGGGAAGAGUUCGUACAGCGACCAAAAGCCGCCUUACUCUUACAUCUCCCUGACGGCCAUGGCCAUCCAGCACUCGGCCGAGAAGAUGCUGCCCCUGAGCGACAUCUACAAGUUCAUAAUGGAGCGAUUCCCCUACUACCGGGAGCAUACCCAGCGCUGGCAGAACUCCCUCCGUCACAACCUCUCCUUCAACGACUGCUUCAUCAAGAUCCCGCGGCGACCCGACCAGCCGGGCAAGGGCAGCUUCUGGGCGCUGCAUCCGGACUGUGGGGACAUGUUUGAGAACGGCAGCUUCCUCCGCCGCCGCAAGCGCUUCAAGGUCCUGCGCCCCGAGCACCACCUGCCUGGCGGCGGCGGCAGCGGGACGGGCAGCGGCGGUCCCGGCAAGCCCCCGGCGCCCACCCCGCACAUGGUGCACUACUUCCAUCCGCACCCGCCGCCACCGCCGCCUCCCUCGGGCAAGGUACCGGGGCUGGCAAGCUCCGAGGCGGCCGUGGCCGCAGCCGCGGCAGCUGCAGCGGUGGGGAGGCUACCGCAGUUUUCGCCCUACGGGAGCAGCCAGCCCUCGGGCUUCAAGCAUCCCUUCGCCAUCGAGAAUAUCAUCGGCAGAGAUUACAAGGGUGUACUGCAGGCCGGUGGGCUGCCGCUGGCCUCGGUGAUGCACCACCUGGGCUACCCGGUGCCCAGCCAGCUCAGCGGCGUGGUGAGCUCCGUGUGGCCACACGUGGGGGUGAUGGACUCCGUGACCAGUGUACCCGUGUCCCCUGACUACGGACCCUUCGGCGUGCCCAUGAAGGCGCUCUGCCACCCGCCGGCACAGACCAUGCCGGCUGUCCCGGUGCCCAUCAAGCCGGCGCCGGCAAUGUCCACUGCCUCGGCCAUCCCUGCUCUGACGGUCUCUGCCUCGCAGAUCUGCCCUGCUGCUUCCCCGGCCGCUGCUUCGUUGUUGGAACAGGCCGCGAGCAACAACCCCGAGGGCAAGGGCUCCCUCCACUCCGUCCUGGUGCACUCCUAAAGAGCAGGGGGUCGAGGGGGAGAGAGGUCCCCAGGCUCCCAGAGGAAAGGACGCGGGGCUUCAGAGCAUGCAUGCGGCACGGAAACCCGAUCGAUCUUAUGACUAUACCCCUGCUGGUGUCUGUAUUUUUACCGUGUACAAUCAGAUUAUUUGAGAGCUAGAUCGCAGGUAAGAGCUUUUAUCGUCAAUCGCUAAAUGUCAUUAGUAGCGGAGAGGUGGCGUGAAAAAUCAUAGCUGGGGUCAAAGGGGCUGGCUUCGAGGAAAGGACAGAGAGGGAAGGUCUCCUCGACACCCCAUCAGCCUGAAGCCAUGCAGCCUGGGCUACCCGCUGAGCCCCUCUCCCGGGGCGGCCAUCCCGGAAGUCCCACAAAAGCCGUGCUCGGGGGGAGAGGGGCUGCAAUCUGCCGGCGGCUGGGGGGAGCAGAAGGAUAAAGCCCCUGCUGAAAUCUGCUUCUCCCUCUUCCACGACGGACGGGAAAACUCUGCCCCGCCGUCCCGUAGAUCUUGCUCCGAAAGAGGUGGGCAAAGCCUUGGACCCUGGAGAGCUGCAGGGUCCCAGGUCAUGUAAUGCUCGCUGUUUAAAGAAUAAGCUUUAAAUAGCUCGACUAAGAAGCGAGAAUUUAAGUGACAAUGGCACUGACGGCGAAGAGUUCCUUUAACUAACGACCACCUACCCUUCCCCUUCACACUGUCAUAGUCUGUUCUAUAGUACCUUAGGAGGGACUGAAGCGUGACCCGGCCUCUCAAGCCGUGUGUGAGUGUCCGAGUUCCCUAGUUUCUCAUUAAAAUAAAACCAGCCCGGCGAUUCGUAGAUUGUGCUUUUCAGAUCACCUUUCACCUCUCACGGACACCACUAUUUUAUAUGUGUUGCUUGACGUUUCUUCCUCGUGAAUCUGAACACAAAAACCUGCGGGUGGAGGUGGGGGCGGAGAGUGAAAGAGGUGGGGGAAAGUGGAGGAAGACAAUGGAAAAAUGGUUAAAAAUUAUUUGGGCAAAGCAGUUUAAUGAAAGCAACCUUCCAACACACGAGAGGUCUGUGUAAGCAGAGGCAUCAGAAGUCAGAGAGGGAUGCGCUAGCUGAUGAGUCCCGACUGAUUUGUGAGUGAUUGCUGCCGUACCCUGUCUGCCCUGCUGUACACCAAUGCUCAUUAAAGCCAAUUGCUGGUACUGUUAUUUUAAAUGCUGGCCUUUCACAUUGGUUAAGUAUGUGCUGUGUUCGUAGCACAAGUCUGCGCUCCGUCACCACAAACUAACAGAAGCACCCACAAGUUUUCUCCGCGGCAAGGCAAGGGGAGGAAAGGGAAAGAAAACUUUUACAGGUAAAUCACCUGCUACAGAGGCACUUUGACUCGCCGCUGCCCGCAGCUCACAGGCAAAGCACCGGCGCUCGGGAUGAGGACAGGGCACCGGCUCGGAUCUCGAUAGCAGGAUCGGGAAGGCAGGUUAGUUUUGUCACUGGUUUCAGUGGGUGCUGGAUCCGACCUGCUUUCUCGGUAUUAUCCCCUCAUGCCUCGCACCUACUGUGGUCCGAGACUCCAGGUCGCUGUCCUCACCCUUGGGAAAAGGUAUCACGUGACAGAUCGGCCGUUCUUAGUGGACCUCUAGACAGAGAAACUUGCUAUGAAAAGCAAACCUGUUUGGCCUCAAGUACCGGCUGUCAAAGGUUUCCCCCACGCACAUUCGUGGGGUCUGUUUGACCACUUGAAAUUCAACAACUAUUGAAUUUCCAGUUGUGCUCUCUGCUCUGGCAGGGGUAUGGAGGGGUGAGGGGACGUCUUUUCACCUGAAUUUCAAAAAUUAUAGAAUUCCUAGCGCUGAAAAAAUAUUACUAAUGAGACACGGAUCGGUAUCACGAUUUGUGAAUCUGUCUGGAAGGUGAAUUGCCUCCAAAGUAUUGCAACCAGAUAUAUUAAGCCAAAACAAAUUAUUAAAAAAAUAAGACAAAGGAAAAAGAAAAGGUACUUCACAUUUUCUUUCUGUCUUUCAUCUUAGGCAGGAAUCCAAGUAGAUAUUUCUGCUGCUAAAAGCAAGUUGCUUAUAGAGAAAGCAACCCUCCAAAAAAUCGUGAAUAACACUACUACAUUAGUUCUAUAUGUAUUUAAGCAUAUUCCACUGCUUUUGAUGUGACUGUUGUGUAGUGCUCCAAGGAAGGAAUCUGCAUUUUCCCCUCACAUUGGUCUAAUGGGCAAAAUUGAUGAGGAACCCGAAGCAGAAGAAGUAAUCUUCCUGGGAAUUAGUCAGAGGAUUCUGGUUAGUUUUAAGGUUCUGAAUCGUCUAAAUUUCAUCGCGGCAAAACUUUUUUUGGCGUGAGGAGGCCAGUCCGGGUAUCUGGGUACCGCGGCGGGCGGUAAGCAGGAGGUCCCCGCCGCUUUUUGGCCCCGGUUAGGGGCGGGCGGCGGCAGGGCAAUAGGGGCAGGUGUCACGAUAACAACCCCUGGCGCAGGGGCUAUCGCAACGGGAGAAGGUCUCUGGUUGGAGGCGAGACGGGGUUGAGGGUCGAGCCCUCGCCCAUCGCCCGGAGGGACGCACGGGGACGGUGAAGUACCCAGCGAUUUUGUGAGAUUCCCAGCGAUUUGCCUACACGGGCUCUGUGUGCAGCAGGUUUUCCUCACCAUAAGGUCUUUGGGGAAUGGGAGUUUAGGCCACAGGUGACUCGCCCAGAGGGUUUAGUGUGACUCCCGAGUUAGUGGCCUACACUCCGCAUGACCGAAAGACGGUGCUAUUUUCUGCAGCUAGUACGAUGAAGAUUACAGAGGGUUAGAACCUGCUAAUUUGAGACUGUCAGAGGGGAAGGGAAACUUAACUAUUUGACUAGAAUUUUCUAACUUGUUUAUAUGCCUAUUUUUCUUUAUUCUUACGUAUUUCAUCUCUAAACAUAGCCUUUGCAAUGCUACACAAAUUUUGCACCAGUAACCAAAAAUCCCAAUAUACAAACAAAGCCAAUCCCAAUGCUGUUUAAAACCAGAUGAUGGUACAGGAUGUAGAGAAAUUAAAUAGUACUCUUUCCUCCAAUUUGAAAAGCAGGUGUAAACCGGUGAAGGGUAACAUUUUUCACUUGUCAAAUGAAACAGGGCAACAUUCUUGUGAUAACUAUUAGAUUUUGUCUAUCUGCUGUACUGAAACACCUCAUGCAGAAACAGGUUGCCUUCAGAUUAAACUGCUCAUGUGUUCUGCACAGAAAACACAGCUCAGUCUUUCCUGAGGGGGUGCAGUCAGGGUGAUUGUAAACAGAAGAAAUGGAUGGAAGUUUACUCUUCAUAUCAUCACACUACCAAAGAUAGUGAAGCAAAAGUUAGUGUUAGAGGAAUGGAGGCUUAGAAAAGGCAUAGAUCUCCCCCUCGUAUGCUUCUGGUUUAUUUUGACUAGGUAAUAUAGUGAUUGUUAUUUCUACUUAUGGGAAACCAUCCCUAAACAAGGCAUUGCUUUGUGUAUUUUAAGCUUAUGGAGUGUGCAACUCAAGAUAGAAAAGCAAAUGCUGUAAGGAUCUUAAGAUUAGUGUGGUUUAUGGUCUAAAUGUGACAGCAAUGUUUCAGUGGCUAUGUUCUGAUCUCAGUGGUACCUGCUAUAAUAUAACAACCAGUCUCAUAACUGAAAAUCUGGACUCCAUUGAUCCAAUCCUGAAGUCUCUCUGGAUAGAAAUUCAUACGGUAAAUCUGCUUGGAAUUUUGCUGCUGCUCUCGUGGGAUCAGAUUUUCCUCUUUAUUUUAAGAUUUUAUUUUAAAAUAUCCCUGCAAGUGCUUGAAAUCUAUAAUAGUUUUGGUUUUGGAAAGCAAAGUUUCACUUUGGCUUCUGGAGUUUUGUGGGACAUAUGAUUAGAUUAACCAGCUUUAGUUAGAUAAACCAGGUUUAAUUUUAGACAUUUCACACUAAAGACAAAACAAUUACUGACUACAGGCCCCUAUCCUGGACAUAUUUAAGUAUGUAACUCUUUUGUUUAAAGAAUUGGUGCUUAUAUGAUGUUGUCACUGGCACUAGCCAUGGAGGAAAGUACUCUUCUCAGAACCUCUGAAGGAAACCUAAGUUCAAGAUCACUUCAGCUCAAAAGGAUUCAAAGUCACCAAAAUGGGUCAACUGCAAAAUGGCACAUGGAGUAAGUUAUGCUUUUUGGUUCUAUAGAAAGCUAUGUAGCAACAGCAAAUGCAGGGUUUAUGAAGUGUCAAAUAAGCCACAGGCUUUGUUUUUCUACAAAGGCAGAGUCCAAGAGUCAUUGGAGAAAACACAUCAUGAAUGGAGAGAGGGAAGGAAGGAUAGGAAUAAAUGGCAAAUUUUCACACCAGAGAGCCAUAUGGACAGUUGUUGGGUGUCCCAGAAAUUCAUAAUUGUGGUGUGCAAAUGGUGAGUUACAGUCGUGAAAAUGACAAAUGUUUGCUAAUAUUAAGUUGUUCAUACUAACAAAAAAGAAUAGCCAACAAAUUGGGAAUUUCUGAAAGAUAUCCACACUGAGCUACAGGAUAAUAAAAUGGAAACUGAAAUCCACUGUUGAUGUAUGCAAACUGAUAUGCAUGGGGAAAACAUUUCUUGUUUUAUAUCAUAACAAUGGGUCCUGAACUUUGGAUGCUUAUUAAAUUAUGGCAAAUAUCUCUAAGAAAAUGUUGGCUUAUUAGUCAUUAUCUGUGGAAAAAAAAAAAAGAAAAGAACUGUGGGGAAAAAAAGAACAUAACAGAAAAUACUAUGUCCCUAUUUAAACCCAAAGGAAUCUGGAAUGCAUCAGGAAGACCUGCAAGUUCUUCACACCUGAAAGGAGAUAUAUUAAAACUGUCAGAAUACAGAGAGUAUUAUGUGGGAUGAUCAAGCGUACAUCUUCUGUACAAGUAGCAAUUCAAUAGUCUGAGACUCCUCAGCAUGGAAAGCAAGUAUAUAGAGAGAUGUAUGACACAAAUUUACAAAACUGGGAGAAUUCUGGAGAAGGAGGUUAAGGCACACUUGCUCAUUCUUUUUCUUAAUACCGAAACUGGCAGUCAUCAAAAACAUUCAAAGGAAAAAGGGGAUACUUCACACAACAUGUAAUUAAAUACUGAAUUCGUUGUUUCAGGAUGUUGAGGGUGUUAAAAUUUUACACGCGUUUUAAGAACAAGUGGAAAAUUCAUGUAAGAUAAAUCCACUCAUGCUUGUUCCAUAAAAAGGUGCUAUCUCUUGCUCAGAUUUGCUAUGCUAGUAAUAUAUUUCUGAAAGUAUCAUGACAUAUUUUUCCUGUCCUACUCUUUCUAGAGCAUCCAUUGUUUGCUUACUGGGCUAGGAGACAUAUGACAGUUGUUCAUGAUUAGGGUUUGUGACUUUCAUUUGUAGCCAAUUGUCCUGAAUGAAAGCAAUUCUUUAAUGUUAUUUCAGUGUACAAUAUAUGAAGUAGACAUCAUGGAUGUUUGUAGGGAUGCAGUUGAAAAGAAUAAAGACUCCAAAGGCUAACUGCAUAUGUUUUAUAUGAAAAAUACUUUAAAUGGUCCAGGAAUGAACCAGUUCCUCAUUUCAAAGACAGUGCCACGUUGAUUGGAAUAACUUGCUUAUUUUCUGAUGAAAUCAAUUUUAACAGUUAGAAAGUUUAUGCAUGAGAGACUAGCCCCUUUUUUAUAUUAUGACUGCAUAACUGAUGAAGUUAACUGAAUAUGGGUACAGAUUUGAAUUCUCUCUAGUAUGGACAAGGAACUCAGACUUCUGUGUCUUGGUACUAUAAUACUGGGCAAGUCUGUGCCAUGCAUAUCUGAAGCAUCCAUGAUGUUCUAGGCACUGGCAGAGGUGUCAAUGUAUUACUGUUGUCUAUACCUCCUUCUCUGGUUGCAGGACCAGUGAAAAGAAACUGCUUUUUGAAGGAGAAAAUAAACAAGUUCUGACACAUGGAAAAAAACAGCUCUAGUGCUGAGGUUCACAGAGCUUUGGAAGAUAAAUUCUACUGCAUUUGACAUCCAGAAUGUAACACAGUAUCUUAUAUUUCCCUAGAUUUCACACGGAUGCUUAGUCUACAGCGGGAGAGGUAGUCAUUCAAAUUUGUUUUUAAGGCAAAAGACCUGGGAGAAACCUAUAAAUUCACACUGCAUGAACUGCUUUAUUAUGCAUUACUCAUUAAAGUAAUCAUUGAACAAUAGAAAGUAACAGCCCUUAGAACAACCAUAGAGACCAAUGAUGCCCCAGAUUUUUAAGCCCGAGAGUUAUCUUAAAGCAGGCAUUUGAAAAAUUAAAACCAACUUGAUAUUCCUUAUCAACUAAUCAUGCCUAUUGUUAAAAGGUAGGUUUUGGGCUGAAUAUCAUAUUACCCAGUGAAUAGAUCAAUAGGCAAAGAGUUCUUACACUGGUAAGGGCUGCUAAUUUUUACUAUCUUCAAUUUAACAAAAUAUAGGCUUUUAAUUCUGUGAACUGUACAACAAACUCCCGGCGUGGAUCAGGUCUUCCUUUCAUGAUGGUCUGAAUAACCUGAAGUUCAAUCAAUGAUUAAUACUGGAUAGAAUUGCAUAGAGAAAGAAUGAAAAUGCAUUUUCAUGUACUGCUCACACCAUAGAACUGCUACUGAAAAAUGAUCAUUUGCUGAACAAGUGUAAAAGAAACUUCGUAACAUGAUUGUAGAAGAUAUUCGUGUUUUAUUAAGCUGUUAUUUUAUGUGGUACGUGUGAUUUGGAUUUAUCCUCUCUUAAGUCUUGAAAUUAGGUUUUUCUUAAUCCCUCUGUGAUCUUUUGACUGUGGUUGGUAUGAAUUUGUACCAUAACAGAUUAGUAAAUAUGCAAAUUACUGUGAUACUUCAUAUGCUUAAUAAAAUAUAUGGUUGUCACUGGUA